Messenger RNA from Cherax quadricarinatus, 1236 nucleotides. Lineage: Eukaryota; Metazoa; Arthropoda; Malacostraca; Decapoda; Parastacidae. The record is from RefSeq and is a predicted model, not a curated record.
GAAGGGAGACUCAGAACAACUCCAACUAGAGGACAGUCAGGAUCUCACUCAAGCUCACAGCCGAACAUUACUUGAAGAAUACAAAGUUUCUAAGAUAAUCCUUCAGUGAAUAUUGUGAGUAAAUACUUUCACUUGAAACAGUGUAUCAGUAAAUAUGAUUCGUGAAGGUUUGAUGGAACUUCCUCCAGUGUCAAUGUUGCAACACCCACUAGGGUGGUACGAAGAAGCUGCAGACAUGAUGGAAGAGAUGAUGCACAUGAUGAAGAGAUGGAGUGAUAGAGAAUAUUUGGUGAUGAGGCCCAGCACUUGGUGCAGACCUCGUAGCUGCUGCCCCUACAACACCAACUGUGCCAGGAGUACCUACAUGACAAAGCCGCUACGAGCUCCUCACAAGAGUGUUUAUGUUCUACCGAACUUCCUAUUGGACACCACAGGCGGCAGUGAAAGCCAUAAAUGCAACGAUCAAGAGGUGUAUUCUAACAGUUGUGUGAGAACACAGGAGUCUUGUGGUUGUAACACUGACAACACUACAGGGAGAAUCACAUCCAAGGGUAGCAGUGUCAACACCUGCAGCGCCUCCAAUAACAAUGAAAAAGAUGGUGAAAGUAAUCGUGAGACUCCAUGGCAGUAUACUGUAGACCUGAGCGGGUGUGAUGAGGUGCAGGUGUCCACUAACUCACAGGUGUUGAGGGUGGAAGGUCGCGGGCAGCGUGGAAAUUCUAAGACGAUGGUGCAACACCUUACAACCCUGCCACAAAAUAUCACUGCUGACCAGAUCAUUGCCACUCUCAAUAAUGGUCAGCUCACUGUCAAGCAGAAGGCACCUCUACGUCUUGCUGAUGUUAUUGUCGUGCCCAUUGUCAGCAAGAAAGAGCUGCAGUCAACAGACGCAUCGCCCCAGCGGGAACAGUGUCAGCAUCACCAACACACAUCACAUAGUCAAAAACAACCACAACAACAGCAGCAGCAACGAGGUCAUGAUGGUGAAGAUCACCAGUCACACAAGCAGCGAGAACCAAGAGAACAGGAAAAUCAAGCAGGAAAGACUCAAACUAUUCAGAUAUAAGAAAGCAAAUAUUAUAACUCAGUAUUAACAUUCCAUUAUGUUGCUAGACCAAUCAAAUACAAAUAUGUAACUACCUUAUUCCACACCAACACAGCUGGCAAUAUCUUCUCAUCUACCUCGUCUUAAUGACAGAUGUAAGGCAAAUUUUAUAAUAAAUUUUAUUGUACUCA